This is a messenger RNA of Oryza brachyantha (malo sina), 911 nucleotides long. Its product is annotated as jacalin-related lectin 19. Lineage: Eukaryota; Viridiplantae; Streptophyta; Magnoliopsida; Poales; Poaceae. The record is from RefSeq and is a predicted model, not a curated record. Gene Ontology annotation, molecular function: carbohydrate binding.
UGCGCUAGCAUACGGUACACAUCAUAGUCUCGAUUGUGCCAUCCAGUAUUCCAGUAUCUAGUUCUCGUAUGCUCCACUACCACUUGCAACAGUACUCGUAUUUCAGAUCUAUAUAAGUCUCCUAGGGGUACUUGUUAAUGAAAAAUUGUGUACUCAUCCAGGUUCACGCACAAGCUAUCAAUCCGUCAUGCAACCGGCUUAUCAUUAUCAGAGGAGGAUGGUUGCUUCGAGCAAGACCAUCAAGGUCGGGCCGUGGGGAGGCGCCGCCGGGAGCCCGUGGGACGACGGCGCGCACCGCGGCGUCCGGCGCAUCAUCCUGACGUACGGGAGGUUCCUCGAGUCGAUGAGGGUGGAGUACGACGACAGGAGCGGCCGGCCGGUCCUCGGCGAGAAGCACGGCGGCGGCAGCGGCGGAGACGGCAGAGCAGGAGGCAGCCGCACUGCCGAGGUGAAGCUGGACUACCCGUACGAGUUCCUGACCGGCGUCAAAGGCCGCAUGGGCCCAGUGGCGCGCGGCUCGCCGGUGAUCCGGUCUCUCACGUUUCGGACGAGCAAGGGGGCGGUGCACGGGCCGUUCGGGGACCCGGUGCCGCCGGGGGACGGGGUGCCGUUCGAGUACCCGAUGGAGCGCGGCGUGGUGGUCGGGUUCAGCGGGAGGAGCGGGUGGUGGCACCUCGACGCCAUCGGCCUGUACGUCGCGGCGCUGCGUGCUGAGACGCUCUGCGACGUGGUGCAGGAGCGCGGCGCCAUGGCGUACCGGUCCGUCGUCUACGGGAACGGGGGCUCAGGAGCGCAGCUGCAGAGGAGGAAACCGUUCGAGUGGUGCUACAAAUAAAAAAAAUCUUUUCUUUGAAAUAAAACAUUUUAUCGACUUGUAAUUUGGCCGAACUACCGCGUUGUGGUUGUGAUUA